Molecule: messenger RNA, 2640 nt
Organism: Etheostoma cragini (Arkansas darter)
Lineage: Eukaryota; Metazoa; Chordata; Actinopteri; Perciformes; Percidae
Gene: ccdc125
Product: coiled-coil domain containing 125
Exons: 12
Coding region: 190-1644 (484 amino acids)
Biological process (GO): negative regulation of Rho protein signal transduction; negative regulation of cell motility
Cellular component (GO): cytoplasm
Source: RefSeq, a predicted model, not a curated record
CAGGUGUUUUGACAGGUAGUGAUUCACCUCGCAGUCUUUCUAUUAGUUUGUUAAACUUCGUUCGCCGGUAGUAGGCUACCAUUGGGAUAUUAAUCUUAUUAAUAUUCACUAAACCUUGUUUUUUUGUUUGUGUGUCGCUGGAGGCGGGAAAGCACCAAGGAAUAUCCGGUCACUGCUUCAAAGUUGCAGAUGCAGGAGGCCAGUGAGGUCCACAGCCCGGAGGACGACAUGGUGGAGGGAGACCUGGGGGACGGGAUGGGAGUCAAAGCAGCACCCAGCUCCACCAGGAAGAAGAGCCAAAGCUUUGGAGGACUCACCGAGACGCGGCCGUCCCGAACAGAGCCGGGAGAGGCGGGCUGGAUCCUCGGACUAAAGACUGCAGAGACACAGCAGCAGAGAGCCCGCUGGAAGCUGCCACUCUCCGGUGCCCUGGUGGACCUGUCCAAAGACGAGCUGAAAGACAGACUACAGGAAGCCACUGAGGUGAUUGACGUGUUAUGCGGUGAGCUGGAGGUGGCACAUCGGUACCUGGAAGGCAAAUAUGAAGCUCUGAAGAUCUUACAGGGGAAGGCCAUUCUUGACAAAGCCACGAGUCACACUAAAAGUCUGCUGCAGAAAAGCGAGGCGAGGGCCAAAGCCCUGGAGAAGGAGGUGAACAGCUUGCAGUGGGAACUCAGCUUCAACCAGGUCCAGAUGAAGAAGACUCAACAAUCCUGGGAGCAGAAAUACAACAGAAUUUGGAGUGAGAAUAAGACUCUGACCGAGCAACUGGAGAAGGGCGAGAGGGAGAUCCAGCAGCUCCGGGCAGAACAUUCCGCUUUUAGCCGGCAGUGCUUGGAGCUCCUCUCCAUGCUGAGUGUGAAGGAGCAGAGAGCUUACCAAGAAACCAAACCUCACUACAGCCCGGAGAGAGACGCAAGUCUUCUGGAGCUGGCGGUUUUGGGGGCGUGCCGGUGUCUCGGUGCUGCUGAAGCUUGUCCGUGCAGUCGGGCCGCGGCUGGCAGCAGGAAGCAGAUGGUCCAGCUCCAAAAGGAGCUGGAUGCGCAGCGUCUGAAGAGAGAGGAGGCGUGGAUGGUCGCCGAUGCGUUUCGCAUCGCCUUUGAACAGCAGCUGAGGAAACGGAGUGAGCACUUCCUCCUGAAGUCUAAUCAGGGCAAAGCUGAAGGUGCUAACAGCAGCCCUUUAAUCAGUGUGAGCCAGAGGUUGAGAGGACUGCUGCCGUCCAAGAUGCCUGAGACUGAGACUGAGACUCUCUACCGACUACUGGACUUGCUGAACGACAAGGAGGAGGCCCUGGCCCACCAGAGGAAGGUCAGCAUCAUGUUAGCCCACAGUGCAGAGGAGCUCCAGAGACAGUUGCAUCUGGAUUCCCAUUGCCAGCCAGCAGACCCACCAGAGAACCGCAACCAGCAGACUUGUGAUGCGUCAGAGUCAAAGAUAGAAGCCCACGUCUCGUCAGAGUCAAGCACCCAUGCACAGCAACAGCUACAGCUGCCAGAUUCCCAGCAUCAGUCGGGACAACCAGCACGUCUGUCAGAGUCCAGGACUGAACCCCAGGAGCUGCCAGACCCAUCGCAGUCCAACAGCCAGCCACUGUGCAAGCACAAAAACCACAAGACUGAAAUCCCAAAAUCAGAGUCCUGAUCCAGCCAGCAGACGCCUGUCUCAGACAGAGAAGCAGCAGGCAGGGUUCGAUUCUAGAACAGGAAGACGUGGUUUUAGCACACAGCACCUGACAAUGUUGCACACAUCCAUGUAGUGGCAAGAAAAAUGGAUGUUUAAAGAAAAGUGAGGGAGGUCCACACAUCAGCGGACAAAUGGCCCUUCUUGGGACAGGCAUUGGAAAUUAGCAAUUGCCAAGGGAGACGCCAGCCACCCUCCUGAGGAAAUCCACCCUUUUAGUCACGACCCAGCCUUCAUGACUACAAUAGGGUAUUCGGGAAAAUUGUCCGGUAGAUCGAGAGCUUUGCCUUCUGGCUGUGCUCUCUUUCGGUGUGUUACAGUGAGUGUAAUACCGCCCCCGCUGUUCUGAUUCUCUGGCAAGUCUCCCGCUCCAUUGUCCCCUCACUUGCCAAUCAGACCCUGAGGUAUUAAACUCCUUCACUUGGGGUAAGGACUCAUUCCCUACCUGAAAUAGAAGCCACUCCAUCGGUUUCCUGCUGAGAACAAUGGUCCUCAUCCAAGCCCCUUCACAUACCAGCUGCGAUCCCAUCCAGUGAAAAAUACAUAAUAAUGCUUAACCCUCCUGUUGUCUUUGGGUCCCAUUAGACCCAUUUUCACACAAAAAAAGAAAUUUAUCACAGAAAUAUGGUUUUCUUUCAAGCAAAUUGCCAGAAAUGAACCUAGAUGGUUCCAUGUAAUCCUCUUCUGUAGGAAACUGAGGACCUGCACCCUACUUUCAUUGGAUUCUGGGUGUUUUAUUCGGCUGUAGAGCAUAUUUCUGCUUUUUAAACUCAAAAAUCAGGUUUAUUGACCCUGAAUUCCAAGAAUACGUGUAAAACACGCAUCACUUGGUAGUUGAAUUGUAAUUGAAAAAACAUAACUUUAAAAAAAAUAAAACUUGUGUGCCGGAAGCCAAGGGGAAAAGAAUGUUGAAAGCCGGGAGGACAACACAAGGGUUAAUACUUGCAUAAAGACACC